UACCUGACUUAUGAGGAUUGUUUGAAAAAAGCAUACGAAGCGGCCGAACACUGCCGGGCUCAGUCCGAGGAGACGCAGCUCUCGGUUAGCUUCAAUGACAUUUGUGAUGGAUAUCAAGAAAAGUUGAAAAGACUCUGUCUAGCUCACUCUGCAAAAGGUUUGUAUUGAUUGUCAAAAAAACUGGUGUAACAUGCAUCAAAAGUGACAGUGUGUACAAAUGAUGCAGGGCAUAGCUGAAAACACCGAAAUAAUUGCUUAUCGAAGAACAUAAGUUUAGCGGAAUCCUUUAAAUUGCCGGAAUCCUUACUCUCACAUGACGUAUUCUACUCGAGCAUCUUAGGAUCCUUAAUACAUGCGAGCACUUUUUUCCUGAUGUUAAAUGAUUAUAAUCAAUUUUCCUUUUCCUCAACAAUCAAAAGAUAAAUUGAUUAUUAGGCUUGUAUUUUGCCUCAGCGGGCCAGGAAUACGUCAACAGCCAAAUGCUGUGUUAUCCCUUCAGUAUUGGCUACAACAAACGUUCAUUCACCCAUGAAAGGGACUCCGGAUUUCGGAAUCCGGGAAAUUGUUGCACGUGGAAUCCGAGAUACAGCUCCAGGAAUCCGGAAUCCUACUAACAACUAGAAUCCAGAAUUCCACUUCCACUGACAAAGGCUGCGGAAUCCAGUACCUGACAUCCGGAAUCCACGACGUGGAAUCCAGAAUCCAAGAUUGUCUUAGAUUCCCUUACAUGGGCCGAAUUUUACAAGUGUCGCUGCGACUAAUCCUUAGAACUCAAUGUCUUCCUUUUCUUUGGCAAAUUUACCAUGUACCUUUUAAAAAAUUAUAUCUGUGCUGUUAUUUACAGUGCCUUCGAAAGCUAUACCUCAUUGGGAAGGGCCAAAAUUAAAAUUUCAGAAAAAAAUAUGCGGUCUCAGGAAUAAUAAACCCAUAACAUUCCGCAAAAAACAAAAAACAAAAAACAAAAAAAAAAUUAAGGCAUACAGUAUUUCUGCAUAAUUAUUUUCAAAAAUAUUUAAUAGUGUAAUUUUGCCAGGAAAAUUGUCUCUUUUGUAUAAUACAGUAGAAAUAUUUUUUUCUUUAAUAUCUAAGCAAAACAGAGCGACUAACAAUUUUCUACAAAUUUAUCUUGUGACGCUGUCAUAUUAUUCAAGUGAGGUCAGAGCUAAUUAGCAUAAGCGUCACCUUGUGGCCCGUAAUUUUCUUUCCAAAGACGCUGUAUUUUUUUAGUUUCUCGGCGAAAUAUCGUGCUAUUUAUUUCACCAUAAUAUUAUAAUGUUGCAUAAUUUCUCAUUUCAUGUAUACUUUUAUACAUACCUGCAAGGUUCAGUUGUUUUCGCUUAAAUUUUCUAGUAAUACUGUUAUUUUUCUGUUCCAAUGCCAACACCCAAUUUCACAUGAACUUUUCACAUAAACUCCCGGAUUAGUCUUUCUUUUUUGUUUCAGUUUACGUUUUGUCUGUUGAAUUUUUAGCUUCUUGCCUGGCGUGCUUUGAACGAAUGGAAAAGGUCUUGAAAAACUGCGAAAUGUUUUCCGAAAAUGUUAACUGUGAUCUUAACGCCACGACCAGUGAAUGCAACGAAACCAGGGUGGCGCUCAUCAAGCAUUGCACUCACAAAGAAUGUGGAGGUAAGUACGUUCCACUUGAAACUCAAUAAACCUCUAAAGAAAGAUUAGCCGGAAUUAUAAAAACUGAUGUAAAAUGCGGUAAACAAGUACGCCAUUUGCAAGUCAAGGGCAUUAAACAUAGAGUUUCAUGCUUUGCCUGAAAACAUGAAAACUGCUGGCAUAAUUUUGAAAACUGAGAGGGAAAUCUGGGAUAAAGAUGGUAAAUGCCGCAUUUGCCUCUGAUUUACAUCCCGUAUUUUAAAAUUUAUUGGUCUAGGUAAAUGUGGCAUUUACCAUCGUUGCCCAUAUUUACAGCUCAGUUUUUACAUUUUUGGAGCAAAUUUUUGUGCAAAUCCUUAGAAUUCUUUCAUAUAGUACAUGCAUUUGCGCUACUCACCUUUACGUAUACACUGUAUACCGGUGACUCAUUUUUUCCCUUUAUCUUAAGUCUGCAAAGAACUUUAUUGCCGCAACGGAGGGAAGUGCGCUGGUCCUACUGCUGCUUGGUGCUCGUGCCCGUCAGGAUACGGUGGAGCGUUUUGUCAAAAAAGUAAGUAUAAUUUUAUAUAUUAG
This is a messenger RNA of Porites evermanni, 2178 nucleotides long. The record is from the annotation of a GenBank genome assembly. NCBI's taxonomy places the organism in Eukaryota, Metazoa, Cnidaria, Anthozoa, Scleractinia, Poritidae.